GUCAACGCCGCCUGUCGUCCAGCAGCUGAUGCUUCCGUUAGAUCCGUUGUCUAUGCGAGUUGCUUCCAAUCAUCGGUCUAUCUUUCUUUCCCAGUGAUAUUAUUUCUGUGGAUUCCCAGUGCUGUAUGCUAAAAGCGAAUCGCUCGUUGUCGUUCUUGGACGGUAUGCUUCGUGCGUAGUUGCUUAGUGUUGACGAAAGACUUGUGUAGCAGCUGUCGUCUCCAGACAACGCAUAAACAGUGAAGCUAGCAGAAAGAAGCGUCCAGCCAUGAUGCUAGGCGGAAGCCCCGGAGAGGUGAAUCCCAAUGGGUCGUGGCUCAACAGCAGGUUUAUCUGGCUCACGUAUGGCUUGGGCAUACUCCUACUUCACUUGGUCAUCCUCAGCUUCCCAUUUUUGAGCGUCGCCUGGGCGUGGACCCUAACCAAUGUUUUGCACAAUGUCGCAAUGUUCUUUUACCUCCACACACUUAAAGGCACGCCUUGGCAAACAGCAGACCAAGGGAAGUUGCGAUACCUCACACAGUGGGAGCAGAUUGAUAAUGAGAUGCAGUUCACCGCUACAAGGAAGUUCCUCACUGUGGUGCCUAUCGUAUUGUUCUUUCUGACAAGCUUCUACACAAAGUAUGAUUCUGUCCACUUUGCACUCAACUUCUCUUCACUCCUGUUUGUCCUCUUGCCAAAGCUGCCACAGUUUCAUAAGGUCCGCCUGUUUGGCAUCAACAAAUACUGACACUGCCCUUACCUCAGAUGCCAUGCCCCUCUUUGCCCAAACUAUGUACAUACUCUUGAGGUCUGUUGUGUAAGACACCACUUCUAGAGAGAGAGAGAGAGAAUAAAACAUGUACUAUGUA
Molecule: messenger RNA, 851 nt
Organism: Ornithodoros turicata
Lineage: Eukaryota; Metazoa; Arthropoda; Arachnida; Ixodida; Argasidae
Gene: ORMDL
Product: ORM1-like protein 3
Exons: 4
Coding region: 269-730 (153 amino acids)
Biological process (GO): sphingolipid biosynthetic process; ceramide metabolic process; intracellular sphingolipid homeostasis
Cellular component (GO): endoplasmic reticulum membrane
Source: RefSeq, a predicted model, not a curated record